This is a messenger RNA of Aspergillus ibericus CBS 121593, 1975 nucleotides long. RefSeq names its product Zn(II)2Cys6 transcription factor. The transcript is spliced from 4 exons. Gene Ontology annotation, cellular component: nucleus. The record is from RefSeq and is a predicted model, not a curated record. Gene Ontology annotation, molecular function: DNA-binding transcription factor activity, RNA polymerase II-specific; DNA binding; zinc ion binding. Gene Ontology annotation, biological process: regulation of DNA-templated transcription; DNA-templated transcription. Lineage: Eukaryota; Fungi; Ascomycota; Eurotiomycetes; Eurotiales; Aspergillaceae. The coding region runs from base 43 to 1815 and encodes 590 amino acids.
AAUCGACUGUGGCAUACCCCACCUGUUAAUCGUUUAGUGAAUAUGCCCCCUGCCAUCGAGGCGGAAGUAAUACCGUCGCCGUUCCCGACGCGGGGUCGACAACAUAUCAAAGCCGCCUGUGAUGAGUGCCGACGGCGCAAGCUGCGGUGCGAUGGGCAGCAACCACUAUGCGGGGGCUGUCAAGACUCGGGGUCGAUAUGUGAAGUCACUCAGCGCGGUACCCGGGGGCCGAAGAAGGGCUACAUUAAAGCGCUGAAGAACCGAGUAGUGCAUCUGGAAGCUAUGCUGGAGAGUCAUAACGACGCUCAACAGCAACAACAGAGUCAGCAGCGCAGCACGGAAUCUAGCAGCGACGUCCAUGCUAUGCCAAUAGUACCGCCGGUGGAGAUUCCCGACACAACAGUGGUUGACCAUGCUCAGCUAUGGCUUCCAACAACACCGGCGCCUGAGGCGCUUCUUCCGACUGGCUGUGUGGCCGACUUGGGUUCUUUGUCUGACUGGUCCUUAAGUUCCACGUUAUCCUCGACUCCUGAUGCCCUUGUACACAUCACAGAUAUCAUGCGAGAUGAAUUAGACCAGCUCUACUUUGAUCGCGUACACCCGUCGAUCCCCAUUAUCCACCAGCGGCGGUAUGCAUUGUGGUCCAAAACCAGCCCGAAGUUGCCGUCGCGCACAUGUCUCCAGUAUGCAAUGUGGACGCUGGCCACUUUGUUCUCGGCACAGUUUCGGGACAUGACGGAGCCGCUCUACCACAAAGCGAAGCACCUGAUGGAAUCUCCCGGUACCAGCGACGCUAACACUGAGCUGGUGCAGGCAUGGGUGCUUAUUGCGACAUGCGAGUCGAUGCGUACUCGCCACCGACAGGCCUGGAUGAGUGCUGGCCAGGCAUUUCGCUUGGUACAGGGAAUGCGUUUCCAUGAGAUCGACCGCCCCAAAAACAGCCCAAGGACUAUCUCGCCUCCAGAAAGUGAAGAUUCUAUUGGAACUGAGGAGAAGCGUCGCGUGUUUUGGAUGGCCUACUUGCUUGACCAUCUUUUCAGCAUGCGUAACAACUGGCCCCUAACGUUGCACGAGCACGUGGUUUGCACUCGCUUGCCAGCCCCGGACGUGGACUUCCAGAGUGGUCAGCAAGUGCUGGGGGCCUUUCUAUCUGAAGCCAUGACAGAGCCCACCCCAAAGGUGCGAUCUCCGUUCAACGAAUGCCUCAUACUCGCCACAAUUUGCGGACGCAGCCUGUUGCGGGGUCAGCAGUACAACAUAUCCAAGGCCUACGGAGAAAUCCCGUUGGACUGGACGGAGCAGCGUUGGUGGCUAGACGGCAUUCUCACCACCAGGCUCCAGGUCCUGUCGCAGUGCUAUCCGUCCCCUAAUGAAGUGUCUGAUCCGCUGCUUUUAUUUGCCAACAUUCUAGCGCAGGCCACCGUCAUCUACUACUGUAAGGGUAUAAUGUCGUUGUUUCCCACUCCUGUUGAUCACUCAGACGCCAGCCCCGAAGUCAUGGAGUGUGUCAAUCGGGCCUUGACUGCUGCCGCAGAUAUCGUCCGUCUGGCCAAAAUGUUGCUCGAGUUCCACUUUUCCAAGAUCCAUCCACUUAUGCCCAUCCCGUUGUUCCUCAGUGCCGAGUUUCUCUACGACAAUAUGUCAGGUUACGAAUCCUUUCGCUUGUGUCUACAGAAUCUCAUUGAUAUUUUUGGUCGGCUGAAAAACGUCAAUAAUCACGAGCAGAGUUACGUAGAUCUGUUACCGCAAUCAUGUGUUUCCAAGACUACGAAGUUGCUCGACUAUAGCUCCAAGGGCCGUGAUAGCAGCCAGUGAUUGGCGGAUCGGGUUUCAGGAGUUGGGUCAGGGAAUGUUAAAGAUGCUGUCAACUGUCACUUCAUCUAAAAGAGAGAGGUUAUCUACAUGUAGCGUAUAAUGCAUCUGCUGGGUUCGAUUAGCUAAGGAGAGUGGGGUGUUGCUCCCCAGCCAGAUCGUG